AUGGCCGUUACUAAAGAAGACCUUUACCCUAAAAAGAUCCUGGAGUACAUGGAGGGCUUCAUGGUGUCGAAGACUCUAUUCGUGGCGUGUGAGUUGGGGGUAUUUGAUCACCUGCACGCCUCAGAGCGCCCCCUAACUGCAGAGGAAUUAGCACAAGAGUUGGGAACAAAUAGAGAUGGAACAGAGCGCCUUCUUUCAGCUUGUGUUGGACUUGAGCUCCUGAUCACACAGGCUGAUGCUAAAGGACAAGUUGUUUACAGUAACACUGAAAUGUCCAGCAUGUUCCUGACGAAGUCGAGUCCGCGAUCUCUCCAUCAGUCGAUCGAGUACAGCUCCAACACCAUAUACUUGUGCUGGUGCUACCUGAGCGACGCCAUCAGAGAAGGAAGGAAUCAGUAUGAGAAAGCGUUCGGCGUUAGCUCCAAGGAUCUGUUUAAAGCGCUGUACAGGUCUGAGGAGGAAAUGGUGAAGUUCAUGCGGCUGAUGAACUCCAUCUGGAACGUCUGCGGCCGAGACGUGCUCACGGCCUUCGACCUUUCCCAGUUCAGGAGCGUCUGCGAUCUCGGAGGCUGCAGUGGAGCUCUGGCCAAGCAGUGUGUCACGAUUUACUCCACGUGUAAAGUCACCAUCUUUGAUUUGCCGGAAGUCGUGAGGGUGUGUCGCGAUCACUUCCUGUCUGAGGAGGACGAGAGAAUAUCAUUCCAUGAAGGAGACUUUUUUCAGGAUGAUCUUCCUGAGGCAGAUCUUUACAUCCUGGCGAGGAUUCUGCAUGACUGGACAGAUGAGCGGUGUGUAGAGCUGCUAAACAAAGUUCACCAAGCUUGCAGGCCAGGAGGUGGUGUGUUAGUGAUCGAGUCUCUCCUUUAUGAAGAUAACAGCGGCCCUCUCUCCACUCAGCUGUACACACUCAACAUGCUGGUUCAGACGGAGGGUCGAGAGCGGAAAGUGUCCGAGUACACACACCUGCUGGUCACCGCCGGAUUCAGAGACACACGCGUCCUCACCACGGGGAAAAUAUACCACAGCAUCCUCGCACGCAAAUAGAGAGCAGCGAGUACAAACACCGACAAAGAGACGGGGCGUGUGUUUCCCACCAUGCAAAAACAUCUGUGUUUCUAUAAAGAACAUUAAAACUACUUUAAUAAACUUA
Molecule: messenger RNA, 1150 nt
Organism: Clarias gariepinus (North African catfish)
Lineage: Eukaryota; Metazoa; Chordata; Actinopteri; Siluriformes; Clariidae
Gene: asmt
Product: acetylserotonin O-methyltransferase
Exons: 8
Coding region: 1-1044 (347 amino acids)
Molecular function (GO): O-methyltransferase activity
Source: RefSeq, a predicted model, not a curated record